Molecule: messenger RNA, 209 nt
Organism: Dentiscutata heterogama
Lineage: Eukaryota; Fungi; Glomeromycota; Glomeromycetes; Diversisporales; Gigasporaceae
Source: the annotation of a GenBank genome assembly
CGCAAGACCUCAGCUCUACACAAAUCUAUUGUGGCACUCAGCAAGAUAAUACGGUCAGUCAAGAGGACACUAGAUAUGAGAAUGGUUCUGGUAUCAAUAUAGAGCAGAUUAGGCAUGUUGACGAGGCCACAUUAACUGAAUGGGUACAAGUAGCAAAGCAUGAUUUGAAAGCUAUGAGAUUGCAAGAAAGGCUUAAAGAUGAUAAGCAG